AUGGUCUUCAGGGCGCCCCAGGGGCCCGAGGCUCGAUAUGCGCACCUGCUGCAGCCCCUGCGCGACCUUACGGACAACUGGAACAUCGACCUCGCGGGCGACCUGGAGGAAUACCUGGAGGAGCUCGAGACGCUGACGUUUGCGUUCGAGGGCGACAACCCCAAGCGGAUGGACUUUAGCGAAGCCGCUCUGCUGAUUCAGGGGUCAGCAUGCAUUUACAGCAAGAAAGUGGAGUACCUCAGUGCCUUGGCGCUGAAGGCAUUUGAGUACAUCAGGAGCAGGAGUGCUGCAGAAAAGGAGAAGCGUGCAGCUGGGAAGAAACAUAGGGGAGCGGGGGGAACGCAACAUGAUGAAGAGGACUUUUUCAACCUGGGAGAGGCUAUGCAAGAGGGUGCCAACAUCGACUUGCCUUCUGACUACACCAACCAAAGGCCAUCCCCCAUUGGCCCCCCUGCGAUGCUGCUUGCACUUGACGACCCAGGGUUAAAGCAGCAGGGAGAUGGCGAUGGAGCAAAUUUCAGGCUCAACAAGUGCUUCGUACAUUCGUCUGGAGCCCUGCUGCUCGAUCCCCGGAUCGCUGAUGACUACGAUGAUGAGCUUCAGAAAAUAGUACACCAGAUAGAGACCUUCCAGUUCAAUCACCGGUCGUCUGGUUCAGUGCUGACACCUCCAAACGUGACUAGACCUGGUGAUGAUGGCUUGGGGGGCAAUAUUCUGGCGUUGGAUAUGGAGAUGCCAGAUUGGGGAGCACCUGAGGACCACAACAGCAACGCGGGUGCACCCCAGUCUCCAGGAAUUUGUGAUGAGCCAAGUCUGCAUGGUUCCAAUGGCUCACCAGACGCUGGUUCGGGGGCACACACGCCCCCCCCCCUGAACCCAGGGCAACCUGCACAGAAUGCUGCAUCCCCCUCAGGCUCGGAGUACUUUGAUCCCUACAAGCCAUUGGACUUUCAAGACUGCAGCGCUCUCCCCAUUCGCCCCUUCAAAAUGCGAGUGCCGAGGAAGAAGCGUUUCUCUGCAGAGCAGGCACCAGAUUGGGUUGACAAUGGCCUGCCGCCGGCUCCGCCUCGCGGCCUGGCCUUCUCUGAAUUUUCCUACGCCCUGAGAAAGACAGCACUGUUGAAAAGCAAGGAUAGUGAAAGGGAAGCCAGGCCACGGGGUCUGCUGGACUUGCAGGCUGGCUCCCUGGCCAUGGAUGGCAGGGCUGCAGAAGAGGAAUUUGAUGUUGAAGUUGGGACUGCCGGGGAGCUUGAUGCAUGGGAUGGGGACACGAAUCCCCUUGGUGUUGGAGCUGAGAGCACCAGUGACGGCGACGGGGAAGAUGGCUUCGGGCCAGAUGCGUUUGGACCACAGCAUGGGGCACAAAUGUGGCCAGGGGGUGGGCCAGACGACCUGGUCAACGAUGGCGACGGGGACCAGGCAGGCUACUGGGAGCUGUGCAGAAGGCACAUUGAAACGCGUGCAACCGCGGCCAGUGCUGGUGAAUUGCAGACUGAAAUUGCCGCCCGUGUUGCAGACUGGAGAGACAGGAUUGAGCCUGUUCUGGAGGAGGAAUACUCAAGGCAGGAAUUUGACCUCUGCCAAUAUGAGCAGGCUGUCUUGGAACGACUGGCUGUGUUGAGCCUUGUGGGUGGAGGGGAUGGUACCCUGAAAUCGACAGACGACGCAGUGCCCUUUCAUAAUGCUCUCUCACACAGCGUGCACCAUGAAGUGCCCCGCCGAUUUUUAGCCACGCUACAGCUCGUCAACGAUGGGAAUGUGAAGAUAUCAAAAUGGGAAGAAGACGGCAGCCAGGUGGUCUCACUGACGCUUCUCAAACUGGGGCUUCGUUAUGGAGAAUUGCAAGGAGGAUUUGCACAGCUGCAGGUUGGCGAUGGCACUGGGGAAAACGCUUGUUCAGGGCAGCAAGCAGAUGAUCAGGAAAUGGCUGUCAUGCCCCCAGCACAGAAGAGGGCACGCCGGCGAGGGGGGGCAAGGAAAGGAAGCAGACACUGA
Messenger RNA from Ostreobium quekettii, 1995 nucleotides. The record is from the annotation of a GenBank genome assembly. Lineage: Eukaryota; Viridiplantae; Chlorophyta; Ulvophyceae; Bryopsidales; Ostreobiaceae.